AUGCAUCUUAUUGAAAUGAAGGUUUCAAUGCCGUUCACCAAAUUCAGUGUAUUACAAAAAUUGACUUUAAAUGAUUGUGUCAAGGCUCAAGAGUGUGAUAAACUGUUCUACCCUUCAUCAUUAAAGUCGUUAAGCAUCGACUCCGAUAGCACCUUUUUGAAAGGAAUCGGCAAAGUUAGUUUGACUUCCCUUUCGAUCGGAGCUGCCGAAUGUUUCACAGUAAAAAAGUCGCUUAUCAAAUCUCUCGUUACGCUUCACUCACUUUUUGUAUCUCGUUUUGACAAGAUUGAAAUUCCAAUCUCAAAGUCAAUCACGAAACUUGUCAUCGACAAUUCAUCGCAAUCUGCCGAUUUGUCGGCCUUCAAGGCCCUGACUGUUCUUGGUGUUUCUAACUCGCGUAUCAAACUCAAGCUUCCUAAAUCUCUUAAAACCAUUUUCAUAUCAACAAUUAUUCCAGAACUAAUUAACCUCCAAAACGUCAAUGUUGUCGAACUUAAUUUGUUCAGAACGGAUCCCGAAAAAAUGGAUCUCCUUAAAUCCGAGAGUGUAACUCGGUUGUCUAUUCUGCCUUUUGAGAAAAGGAAGUUUGAGGAUUAUCAACAUCUAUUCCCACAACUCCAUCCUCUCUAUUUUAAUUAA
Molecule: messenger RNA, 639 nt
Organism: Entamoeba invadens IP1
Lineage: Eukaryota; Evosea; Mastigamoebida; Endamoebidae
Exons: 1
Coding region: 1-639 (212 amino acids)
Source: RefSeq, a predicted model, not a curated record